This is a messenger RNA of Drosophila erecta, 1897 nucleotides long. RefSeq names its product solute carrier family 22 member 20. Gene Ontology annotation, molecular function: transmembrane transporter activity. Lineage: Eukaryota; Metazoa; Arthropoda; Insecta; Diptera; Drosophilidae. The record is from RefSeq and is a predicted model, not a curated record. The coding region runs from base 58 to 1791 and encodes 577 amino acids. The transcript is spliced from 2 exons. Gene Ontology annotation, biological process: transmembrane transport.
AUGCUGGAGGGUCGGCACUCCCCAGACGUGGUAACUAAAUUCCGCCGCUAGCGAAGGAUGAAGGAGGAGAAUCUUUGCCAAGGCCGGAUGCCUAAUAUACGCCGACCCUUACCCGCUCCUUUGGACUUGGGCCACAUGGCGCACAGCCUCACCUGCAGCGAUCCGAGGGCCAACGAGGUAUCUCCUCAAACUGCUCCCCCCAAAUCAAGCAAAACAGUAGAGGACAAUGAAGACGAUGUGAUCACGCACAUCCUGGGGGACUUCGGGCCUUGGCAGCUGCGCUCCCUGCUCAUCCUGUUCCUCUGCAAGAUUCCCGCCGCCUGGUUCAUGGCCUGCAUCCUGUUCACAGCGCCGGAUCUGUACCCGGAGGAGGAGUACAAGUGUGAUACGAGGGCCUUCGGCCCGGCGGCUAACUCCACCGUCUCGCUGGACCACUGCUAUGUGGUGGUAAACUACGGAGAGUCCGGCUACGCGAUGCGCCAGUGUCGAAGGUUCCUCUACACCACGGGCUUCCACUCCCUGACCAUGGAGUUCGAUUUGGUGUGCCUCUGCGACUUCUUCGUGGCCUGGUCGCAGUACUGGCACCUCUUCGGCCUUCUAGUCGGUGGAGUGGCGGCCACCAAGUUGAUGCGCGUCCUGAGUCCCCGACAGAUUUAUGCAACUGGCAUCUGGUGCCUCCUCGUGUGCAGUCUGCUGAUGGGUCUAGUCAAGGACUUCAGUCUGCACUGCGGACUCCGAUGCUUGGCCGCGGUUUCAUGCUGCUUUAUGAUCACCUCCGGGCAUUAUAUAUUUAGUGACAUAACGGCGGGCAAAUACCGCGUUGGAGCCCUUCUGCUGUACGACUGCUUCUGGGCUCUGGGCUUGAUCCUGCUCCCUGGCCUGGCCUCCGGUGCGCCCAGCUGGCAGCACAUAUAUUUGGGUGUGACGCUCUCCUUGCUGGUGAUUGUCUUCCUGCUGCCCUGGACUCCGGACUCACCGCGCUGGCAGCUGCAGCACACCAAAGAGGCGCAACUGGCCAUCGAGCGAACGGUGGGAAUCCUGCUGGAGGCAGCCCGUACCAAUGGAAGAAUGCACAAGGUGUCCAAGCAGUUACCACAGGCGCUGGAGCUGCUGAGGGAAAAUCUGCUGGAGCCCAUGCCCGCAGCGCAUUGGAUGCACUUGUGGAUGGGGCAGCGCAGGAGUACUUUCCGCUUGGUGGCUGUGCACAUGGCACUGGCCACCUUCAUGGUGGUCAACACUGGGCUGCUGCUCCAUGUGCGGUCCUUUGGCAGGACGCACCUGGCGUCCAACACACUGGCCAUGGGCCUGGCCGAGAUGCUGGGCUGCUUCCUGGCUCUACACCUGACCUUCAACCAAGGUGAACGCAAGUGGCAGUGGGCCGGAGGAUUUGCCAUUGUGGUCGGCUGCAUCGGUAGCAUCUGUUGGUUCCUGGCCGCGGGCGAUAUGCCCGAGGUCUACGGACUCACGCUGGGACUCCUGAUGGCCUCGCUUCCCCAGGCGGCCGUGGCCUGCGCCCAGUCCAUGAUCAUGGCCUGCCUGGGCGAACUGGUGCCACUGGAGCAGCGUAGUUGCCUCUCCUUCUCCGCAGUCACGUGGGCGAGGGUGUGGCAGCUCUCCGCCUCUUUCCUCACGCUGCUCAGGCAGCUCAGCCCCGCCCUCUCCCUGUCCGCCUUCUGUCUCCUGGUCAUCCUGGGCGGCCUCGGCACAUGUUGCCUGGUCACGCGGGACAAGGAGCUGCAACCCGUGGGCGCUGCAGUAAACAAGAGGCAGCAGCUAAUAACGCAUACCUAAUAUAUGUUUGGGUGUUAUGAUAAGUUAGUUUAGUGUCUGUCAAGUAUUCGCAAGCAGUAUUCGAAUUUAGCUCAUUAAACAUUCGCUCUUCGCGAAUCGAACAUGU